AUGGAGGAAGUGGUCUCUAAAGCGCACCCAAGGCGGUUCAUACCAUUUCCCGCCAUUGCCCCCAACCGAUCUACCUCCGAGCAAACCGUCACCAUCCCCCAUCCCCUCAUUCUCCUCUCUUCUCACACCAUGCCCGUCUACUCUCUAAUCAUAAUCAACAAGGCCGGCGGCCUCAUCUACCAGCGCGAAUUCCAGCCGGGACUGCUCAAGCUCUCUACGAACGAUUACCUUGUUCUUGCGGGGACGUUUCACGGAAUCCACGCAAUCACCCGCUCAAUCACACCCAAAAUCCCCAACCUCACAAUCCCCUCGACAUCAACAACACCGAACCCCUCCUCCUCAACCCCAUCACACCACGCCUCCGCCUCAACAGCAACAUCAGCAGUCCUCUCCCCCUCCUCAACCAGCGCCUCGACCCCCGGCGGCGGUACACAAACCCCGACAGCCGCAACGCCCUCCCCGCACCCAACAUCUUCCUCAUCAAGUUGGUCCUACCCGAACCCGUCGGUCCCCGUCACGGGCCUCGAGACGCUCGAAACAGAGAAGUUCCGCCUGACGUGCUUCCAGACGCUAACGGGGACGAAGUUUCUGCUUUUCACGGACCCUGGGAUGCCGAAUGUGGAGGGGGUCAUGAAAAGUGUCUAUGAGCUGUAUGCGGACUAUGUUAUGAAGAAUCCGUUUUAUCAGUUGGAGAUGCCGGUGCGGUGUGAGGGGUUUGAUCGCGGGUUGGGUGGGUUCUUGAGGGGGAGGGCAUGA
Molecule: messenger RNA, 756 nt
Organism: Aspergillus calidoustus
Lineage: Eukaryota; Fungi; Ascomycota; Eurotiomycetes; Eurotiales; Aspergillaceae
Source: the annotation of a GenBank genome assembly